Vombatus ursinus (common wombat) is the source of this 3072-nucleotide messenger RNA. Its product is annotated as protein FAM122A-like. Lineage: Eukaryota; Metazoa; Chordata; Mammalia; Diprotodontia; Vombatidae. Gene Ontology annotation, cellular component: cytoplasm; nucleus. Gene Ontology annotation, molecular function: protein serine/threonine phosphatase inhibitor activity. The transcript has 10 exons. Bases 177 to 1004 code for a protein of 275 amino acids. Gene Ontology annotation, biological process: mitotic G2/M transition checkpoint. The record is from RefSeq and is a predicted model, not a curated record.
GCCCACGGCCGCCCCGGGUUGGCAGCAGCAUGAGCCGCCCCGCCGUCUAGAGUUGCCUCCGCCUCCUCCAUCCCCAUCACUCCCCACUCCUGGUCCCCGCCCCCCUCAACCCCCCCCCCCCCGCGCCCUGGGGUGAAUGGGAGCCCAGAGCUGAGGCCCGGCACCUGCCCCCCGCCAUGGCUCAGGAGAAGAUGGAGCUGGACCUGGAGCUGCCACAGGGCACUGACGGGGGCGGCCUGCGGAGGUCCAACAGCGCUCCGCUCAUCCAUGGGCUCAGUGACAAUUCACAGGUAUUCCAGGCUGAUAUGUUAAGAACCAGAAGGAAUAGUACUACAUUUUUAAACCGGCACAACCUGUUGCUACCAUCCUCCCCUCUUCGAAUCCCUAGUAGCCGGAUUCAUCAGAUCAAACAGGAAGAAGGGAUGGAUAUGCUAAACAGGGAAACUGUACAUGAACGAGAAGUUCAAACUGCAAUGCAGAUAAGCCAAACAUGGGAAGAAACUCUAACCUUGAACGAUAACGAUGGAGAGAAGUCAUCAUCCCCAAGGCGUGUUGAUUUUAUUCCAGUAUCUCCUGCCCCUUCACCUACAAGGGGAAUUGGAAAGCAGUGCUAUUCGCCUUCAUUACAGACCUUUGUUGCCAGCAAUGGGAUGCCUCCUAGCCCUAUUCCUAGCCCGACUAGACGAUUUGCUACCAGGAGGAGUCAAAGUCCAAUCAACUGUAUCAGACCAAGUGUGCUGGGACCCAUAAAGAGAAAAGGCGAAAUGGAAAAUGAAGAUCAACCAAAGAGAUUCUUUCAAGGCACCAGUAGCAGUCUGCUUUCUCCUGAUGUUCCAUCAAUUCCUGACAUGUGUCUGUCUUCAGAUGCUCUUGAUGGAAACAGCAGCAGUGCUGGAUCUUCUUGUAACUCACCAGCUAAAGUCAGCACUACCACCGACUCUCCUGUGUCGCCCUCUGACUCGGGCUCUCCAUUUAUCCCCGUAGAUGAGCUUUCAUCUAAGUGAUUCACCACUCCACGACUUGUUUUUCUGAUGGAGAGAAAAAUCCAGUUGGAGUAAUAACGUAGAAUUGUAUUGUGCAGUUUGGGCUAUUUCCUCUUUUAUAUUUUUCCUCUUAGGAAUAUCCAGAAAUAUUGUUAUUCUAGAGAACUUCCAUGUCCAGUUCCUGAGGAUGCGCUUAAAUUCAACAUAGUAAUCUUUUCAAAAACAUCUUCUAAAUGAGGAGUAUGUUGAAGCUAUAAAUGUACAUCUUUUAAGCUGCUAAUAUAUCUAUAUACCUAUGUCAUCCCUUGAUUAUUUUUUUUUAAUAAUUGAGAGCGCUAUUUAUUUAUGGGGAUAGUAAGUUCUGAUGAAGUAUAAUUGUUAAAUCAGUAUCACAAACUGAUGUUUGAAAAUGACACUUUGUGCCCACACUAGUUCUUAAUAUUUUCAGUAAUUGCUAGCCUUCAUUUAAAAAAAGAAACAUAACCAACCUAUCAAAAGCUGUUUUUAAAGUAUGCUAAUUAUAACAUACUAAUCUUACGAUUAUCUGUUUUACACAGGAAUCCGGAGCUAUUUACUUUGUUUUGGGAAGAGAAAGGGGUAGUAUAAGGAGGAAAAAAUCCUAAAUGAAUAGCAGAAGCAAAGUGCUUAAUUGGGGCUUUGUGCCAGUAUUCAACUUGUGUUUUACCUUGAUUGAUUUUAUAUUUAGAUGUGGAGAAGCCAGUGUUGAUUAGUAGUAGCUUUAUGCAUUUUUGUGAAUUCCUUUUUAUUUCUAAUUAUGACUGCUGAUUUGAUUAAAUAUGCUUCCUACAUGUAAUGGAUUUUCCGUCAGAAUUACCUACUUCCUUUUUCCCCUAAAUGACUGUAAAUUUUUUUUUAACUCCAAAUGUUUUGCUAUCUAAAAAUCUUUUAAGGGAUUUUUUUUUUAAAAUAGAAAUAGAAUAGCCCUAGCAAAGUGUUAAAUUUUAAAACCUAAAAUAAGUGCUUUGAACAAUUGGGGUAGUUAACAUUCGAUUUAAAAUUAGAAAGGGAAUUUUCUGAAUUUAAGUUGAGAAUAGAUUGAAAUGGGCAUAGUCAAUUAUGAAUAGUCCUUAUAAAACACAUUUCCUUUUCGAAGGAGAUAACUAGAACAAUGAUUUUUAACUAUACUCUCAAAUGGGAAAAGACACAGGUGCAGAGGACUGUGAUGCAAAAGCCUUGACGGCUUUCACCAUAAGAGUCUAUGGAUAAAUGUAACCACAUACGCCCAAGUAUGCACCAUUCAUCAUGAUGGACUUCUAAGAAGGGAAUAGAAUUCUACUAAUGACCAACUACGAGUAAAUGGGACUGGUGGUAUAGUCUUAGUGAUGCUUUAGCUUCUUUGUUUCCCAGGUCUUAGACUUGUUAGGUAAAAAGAAAGGGGUUAGAGGGGCUUUGCUGCAACUUAAUGUGGUAGCAAUUCUGUACCUUGCCCCCCCCACCAAAAAAAAAAAGGAAAAAAAAAAGCUGUGUCUAUCGACAAAGACAGAAAAGGUUCUUAUACAGCUAUGAUGCAUUUGCACAGACUCUAGGAGAGGAUAUAAUGUUCCAGAACAAAAACCACUGAAGAUAGACAAAGUGAACUUUUAGGGUGAAAACACUGCUUCAAGAAACCUUGUAUAAAUUCAUAAGCUAAGCAAUACAUUAGUAUAUGCUUAUAUAUGUAGGGGGUACUAAUAAUUGGACUCCUCUAGCAAGGGGUUUGCUUUGGUAAUCAUAACUCUACUUAGCUCAGACCAUUUUUCACUCUCUUCUAGUUAGUUUAGACUUCUGUGUUAUGUGCUAGAAUAACAUAACUAACUACAGUAUGCUUGGUGUAGCAUUUGUGAAUACUGUUGUUGGCUUUUCAUUCUUGAUUGCAACUGUUGCCUUUUGAGCUUGUGUAAUGGAAGGAGCCUGUUUUUCUCUCUACAAAAGACUUUCCCUCUCUUGGUAUUCAACCUCAAAGAAUUGCUUAACUUUUCCAUGCUGUUUUUGUGGUUGGUUCCUUUUGAGUAUGAUAAGGCUGUAGUUUAUCUUAAACAUGCCAAAGACCUGUCACGUCACUCUUCUGUAGGGAAGACUGAUUCUGGGG